AUGGAUAUUCAAACCAGCAUGGAUGAAAAUCAAUAUAAUGAUACAAAUGAAAACCCACAAUUUUCAACUCAAUAUCCCAAUUUUGAUGAUCAAUUUCCUGUGUCAAAUACUCCAUUGGAACCCAACUCCAAAAGAUUAAGAGGUGGAAACUUUACUGUGGAAGAGGAUCUUCUCAUUGUGUCUGCGUGGCUUAAUGUUAGUUUGGAUGCACUACAUGGAAAUGAACAUAAACAAAAGGCUUUUUGGACUCGAUUGUGGGAAUACUUUCACAAGUACAAGAAAUUUGCAUCUACACGAACACAAGUUUCUUUGAUGAACCGUUGGUCAACCAUUCAAUUGGCUACAAAUAAAUUUUGUGGAUGCUAUGCCCAGAUUGAAUCUAGAAACCAAAGUGGUGUUAACGAGCAAGAUAAGCCAAAGUGGUUGGAAGAUUGCCAAAAUAAAAAAUCGAUAAGAAAUAAAACCGUAAGUUCUUCCUCUGAUUUCACCUUUGGUAACACACAAGAGACUCAUGUGGAUCUUCCAAAUUCUAACUCUGUGGACUUGGAAAGACCACCUGGAAGAAAGGCCGAAAAAGAUCGAAAGAAGAUGAAGGAUAAAGAUACUAGAAAUGACUCAUCAAGUGCAUGUGUGACUUUGUUACAAGCAAUGAGAGAAGAAAAGAAACAAUUCAAUGAGAAGAAAAUAGAAAUGUUUGAAAGACAAUAUGCUCAAGAACAAGAGAGACUUGCCUAUGAGCAAGAAAAGCUUCGAUUGGAACAAAUGAAAGAGGAUGAAAGAAUAAUGAUGAUAGAUACAACUGGAAUGCCUCAAAUGCUUGCAGAUUUUUAUAUGCAACGUCAAAAGGAAAUUCUUGCAAAAAGAACUGUAGGGCGUUGA
This is a messenger RNA of Fraxinus pennsylvanica, 879 nucleotides long. NCBI's taxonomy places the organism in Eukaryota, Viridiplantae, Streptophyta, Magnoliopsida, Lamiales, Oleaceae. The record is from the annotation of a GenBank genome assembly.